Pectinophora gossypiella (pink bollworm) is the source of this 2221-nucleotide messenger RNA. It is a transcript of the gene Ada3, whose product is annotated as transcriptional adapter 3. The coding region runs from base 255 to 1652 and encodes 465 amino acids. The transcript has a single exon. Gene Ontology annotation, cellular component: SAGA complex. Gene Ontology annotation, molecular function: transcription coactivator activity. The record is from RefSeq and is a predicted model, not a curated record. Gene Ontology annotation, biological process: regulation of transcription by RNA polymerase II. NCBI's taxonomy places the organism in Eukaryota, Metazoa, Arthropoda, Insecta, Lepidoptera, Gelechiidae.
UGUGUUAAUCGCCAUUUUAUUUUUGCGUGAGAAAGUUAUAGCUACGUUAUCAACAUUUGUAUAAAGUGCCUGAAUCUCUCAUAAAUCUGAUGAAAUACUACUUCAAAAGUGAUUUCUAAAUAGUCUGUUGUUAAAUACAGUGGGAAUAUAGUGAUAGCACAUUAAUAUAUAGUUUCCUGUGACGCUGGAUAUGAUAAAAUUAUGAUUAUAUAGAUCAGUUUGAUACCGCGGGAAGUUUGAUUUAAUUAAUCACCAUGCUAGGAAAACGAAUGCACCAUAAUAGCAAGGGUCGCUUAGCCAGCAAGGGCCAUGACAAUGGUAAGCCUUCAAGCCCUGGAAUUUCACCGUAUAGUAAACCUGCUAAAAUGCCAGGUGCAGUGUCGGGUGGUAAAACUAAAGUUGAAAUGUGCCCUAUUCCAUACAUGAAAAUACAAGACAAUGCUGCUAAUUUGCCACGAUUCACAGCGAUAGCGGCGCGGUCUGCUGACGAACCGAUUGGUAUGGAUGAGCUGGAUGCUCUUCAACUAGAACUGGAGUCUCUACUGAGUAAUACAGCACUACGUGUGAGAUACUUCCAGUCGGAAAUAGAGAGCAUUGAUACUAAUGAAUCUAAGAGAGAAAAGAAGGGCAAAGCUGCUGGGAAACAGUUGCAGUACCCAGUCAAAAGGAAAUUCCCUGAGGAUAAAUUGACAAAGACCAAAGAUUACACUAAGCUCUCUAACCAGCCUAAGGUUCCCAAGUUCAAAAACUUUUCAAAUGCUUCAGGAGCAUCCCAGAAUUACUCAAAUGAUCUUGUUAAUUCUGAUAACUCCGUGAAGCUGGAAUUAUCUCAAUUUGCUUUACCAAAAAAUAAUAUUCCAUAUAAGUUUUGGAACUCUGUAGAUCCAUACUGUGCUCCAGUCACUCUGGAUGAUAUAAAAUUCUUGGAAUCUUUACUGGCUCAGAGCAGUAAUACUACACUACCUCCCAUUCCACCACUUGGCAAACAUUACUCGGAGGUUUGGGCUGAUGAGCAUCUUGCUGAGGAUCAAAAUGCUUCAAACCCCAACAGCAAAACAAACAAAUCUGGAAUGUCUCCUGAAGCUUCAAGUCUUCGCAAAAAAGUUGAAAAGUCAAAUGAUAACAACAUGAUCACAGGUCCCCUGACACAGAGACUCGUAUCAGCUCUCAUGGAGGAAAAUGUAAUGCCAUAUGAAGUACCUGACAUGAAAAUCAAACAGAAUUCCAGCUCAAAGAGCAAUUACAAGAAUUCUCUUACUUUGGAAAAAUGUUUGAGGAAGGAGUUGGUUGAGCAAGGUAUUCUGGACCCUGAAGACUUGCCACCUUUAACUAAUCCAGCAGAUGAUGAAAUAUUAGCAGAAAUUAAGAAAUGUCAGACUGAGUUAACUGCCGUCCGUAAGGAUAACUGCCGUAAUCUCAAGAACCUUAUUGGGUUAUGCAAACAGGAGAUGAUUAGACUGAACUUAAAGAAGCAGUUAGAUCAGGUGGACAUGGAAUGCAUUGAAAUAUAUAAGAAGAUGGUUGCAGCUAAGCAGAAGAAACGACCAAUAACAAAGAAAGAGAAGGAAGAUGCGUGGAGAGCAAUCAAUGAACAGAUCAGGCUCAACAAAGAAAUCAAUGCCUUGCCCUUAACAGGGCCAAAUACAAGUUAAAUAAGGAUAAAUUAUAAUAUACCACAAUUAUUAUUGAAUUUUUGUACAAACAAGCAGCCAAAAGCAGUUUUCUACACUUUCUCAUAUAGUAGCUCUUAUUACUACUCUUAGGUAGGGCACCUUAUUAGUUAAAACAUCCAUGCUGUAAGGACAUUACCACAUUAGUGCUUUUUAUUACAGAUCCUUUUUUUAAUUCUACCAUAGAGUAUGCACAUCCAGAAUUUGAGAUAAAAACAAUAAUAAAUAAUUCUGUGAAUAAACUGUUAUGUUUAAAAAUGUGAAACAAUAAAUAUAAAUGUCAGUUCUUGAAAUUAUUAUUGUUAACAAAUUAACAUUAAUUUACAUUGAUACAAAAUUGUAUUCACUCGUCUGACAAACACUACUAAUUCAACCAGAAAUUGUUCCCAUUACAUAGACAUAAACUAACUUGUAUAAAUAUAUCAUAAUGUACCUAUAAUACCACCUCUGUUGAAUUGUUAUUCUUGUUUACAAUGUCCUGUUUUUUGACUGCUUGUCAGUAUUAUCGAUUGUUUAGAAUAAAUAAAAUAGUACCUAUGUACUAAAAAGUA